AUGAUUCACCAAGCGCACCAGCCAUGGGUCGCCAUCUCCGCUAAGCGCCCGGGCCUCUGGCGCCCCGCGGAGGCAGCCAUGCCGUCCGCCAAGGCGGCCAGCCCCGGCGCCAAGCCGCUAUCGCGCGGGCGUUGGCGGUCGGCGGGCGAGCGGUGGACGUGCGGCGCGAUGGCGGCGGCGCAGAUGGGCGUCGCGCUGCUGCUGUUGGCGGUCGCCGCCACCUCGCUGCUCCUCCUCGGCUGCAUCCGCCUCCCCAACCGCCAGGUGCCCCGCGCUCUCCCCUUUCUCCCCUCCCCUCCCCCUUUCUCCCCUCCCCUCCCCCUCUCUUCCACCCUCCCUUCCCCUUUGUCUCCCCCCACUCUCCCCCUCUCCCUCUCCCCGGCCCCCCUCCUCCAAUACCGCCCCUUCCACCUCCCUCCAGUCUUCCCCCUGUGCACCAUGGACGCCUGCUUCAACUUCCCCCGCUGCCCCUCCCCACCCGCCCACGAGCCCCUCGUGUACUCCUACUGGCCCGCCACCAGCUCAGUGCUCAUAAGCUUCUCGGACAACUGGAGCGGCCCACCAGCGUGGAGUGUGGGCAAGGCGGCGCUCAUGCUCACAGCGGCGCACCUCACAGUGCACCGCGCGCUCUUUGACGUCUCCCUGCCGCUGCCGCCCACCUGGAAGCGCCACGCUGCCGCCAUGCGGGCGGUGGCGGUGGGUGAGAGGCGGUACCUGCUGACGUUCAUGGGCACGCGCUACCUGGGCUCCAUGCACGGCAGCUUCAGCAGCUCCAAAGAGUUCAAGGCGCUGCACAACGGCAAGGACAUCAUUGUUGUCACUCAGUGCGGCCCCUCCCCGACCAACCAGGCGCUGACAGCUGGCGCGAUACCAGUGGUGGUGGCGGACAACUAG
This is a messenger RNA of Closterium sp. Naga37s-1, 894 nucleotides long. Lineage: Eukaryota; Viridiplantae; Streptophyta; Zygnematophyceae; Desmidiales; Closteriaceae. The record is from the annotation of a GenBank genome assembly.